Lampris incognitus (smalleye Pacific opah) is the source of this 2316-nucleotide messenger RNA. It is a transcript of the gene heca, whose product is annotated as hdc homolog, cell cycle regulator. The record is from RefSeq and is a predicted model, not a curated record. The coding region runs from base 164 to 1870 and encodes 568 amino acids. The transcript has 5 exons. NCBI's taxonomy places the organism in Eukaryota, Metazoa, Chordata, Actinopteri, Lampriformes, Lampridae.
UAACACCGCCGCGACCGGGACAUAACGCCGCCGACCAGAAUCGUCCCCCCCCCCCCCCCUCCCCUAGAGACGAACUCGACAUGGACUCUGCAGAAGUGUCGCCCGUGGACAGCCGUGGACGUCGCCAGUGAACGUGUCGAUCGCAGGGGGUUUUUUUUGGAAAAUGCCAAACCAGAAAAGCAGCAAGGGGAAGAAGAGCAAGCGCACCAACAGCAGCGGAGAUGAGCAGGAAAACGGAGCGAGCGCGGCCGCGACCGGAGGCGCAGCCACGGCGGCGCAGCUGGGAGCGACGGCGGCACCUCGGAACGAGUGCGGGAGCGAGGCCCCUUGUGCGACUCCUCUGGUGUGCAGCCUGGGCUGCACCAUCGACCUGGAGAAAGACGACUACCAGCGUGUGCUUUGCAACAGUGAGGUCUGCCCUUAUGGCAACUGGAUGCACCUGCAGUGCUUCUAUGAGUGGGAAAGCUCUAUCCUCGUCCAGUUCAACUGUAUUGGACGUGCACGCUCCUGGAAUGAGAAGCAGUGCCGUCAGAACAUGUGGACCAAGAAAGGUUACGACCUGGCCUUCCGUUUCUGCUCCUGCCGCUGUGGCCAGGGCCACCUGAAAAAAGACACGGACUGGUACCAGGUCAAACGCAUGCAGGAUGAGCGCAAGAAGAAGCCCUCAGAGAGGAGCUUGGCCAGGACUGGGGCCAGUAGUGGAGGUUUGGGCUCUGGAGACGGCCAGCCUGAUGACCUCAAGAAAAGCAAGCCACCCGGGGCAGGAGGAGGUGGUAAAUUAGUCCACAGGGCCUCGAGUCAGGAGCUUCCACCGAGGCAGUCAGUGGACCGCCAGAACUCGACAGAGAGAGGAGGAGGACACAGUACAGGAGUACCCCUUCCUCAGGGACCUCUGCAUAAAUCUCCCUGCGAUUCCCCGGGACAAUCCCCUCCCAUGGGGUUCUCCUUCUACUCACCCGCCGCUACCUUCGGGGUGCCCGGGGGAGGAUUAGGUGGUAGUUCGCGGGUGUCCCGCCACUUAGGGGAAUUCUUUAAAUCAGCUGUCCACAUGGAGACUCAGAGGAAACACCUCCUGGCUAGCGGUGCCCUCAUUCGGAGUGGCAGCUGCUCUCUGGGAGCCUCCGGCGGCGCUGUAGGCGGGCCUGUCAGCUCUCAUCUAGAUGCCGGCUCAGUUUUACCCCUUCCCCUAUCCUUCACCCUCCCACUCCCCCACCGCCUCACCCCCAGUGGCCUGAGUGACGGCAGCCACCCUCACCCAGUGCAGUUCCUAAGGAGGCUGGACCUCUCGGAGCUUCUUGCCCACAUCCCCCGCCACAAGAUCAACACUUACCACGUCCGCAUGGAGGAUGACACCCAUGCCGGCCAGGGAGAGGAGCUACGCAGGUUCAUCCUGUCAGCUCUUAGCGCUAGCCAGCGCAACGUGGUCAACUGUGCCCUGUGCCACCGGGCUCUGCCAGUUUUCGAACAGUUCCCCCUGGUGGAUGGGACACUGUUCCUCAGCCCCUCACGCCAUGACGAAAUGGAGUAUGAUGUUCCCUGCCACCUCCAAGGCAGGCUGAUGCACCUGUACGCCAUCUGUGUGGACUGUCUGGAAGGGGUCCAUAAGAUUGUAUGCAUCAAAUGCAAGUCACGAUGGGACGGGAGCUGGCACCAACUGGGCACCAUGUACACCUACGACAUCCUGGCUGCUUCACCGUGUUGUCAGGCCCGUCUCAACUGCAAGCACUGUGGCAAGCCGGUGGUGGACGUGCGGGUGGGGAUGCAGUACUUCUCUGAAUACAGCAACGUCCAGCAGUGUCCCCACUGCGGCAACCUGGACUACCACUUCGUCAAACCGUUUUCCUCUUACAAAGUACUGGAGGCCUAUUGACAAAUGUGGCGGAUGCAUGCUAGUUCACCUCGGGUCUUUUGUUUUUCACUUUUCUAAUCUCACCUAGGAGACGUUUUGCGAACCUUUUCCUGUCGUUCAAGGUUUUCUUUCUUUUGUAUGUAAAGAGAGGAUGGCUCUAGUUUAAAAAAAAAACAAAACAAACCAAACCCUUCAAAAGCAGUAUCCGAACUUUCAGACGAAGGGGUCGUUUGGCUGUUAAAGGAGGUGGAACUGGCAACCCUGUCAGGCAAACGCAUUUAAUUGUGACAAGUGAAUGUACCUGUACGCCAAACUUGCUUCUUUUUUUUUUUUUCUUCUUCUUCUUUUUUUUAUUCACCAAAAAAUGUGACCAACAAAAUCUUGAAUAAAAAAAAGAGAAUGGUACCUUUUUUUUUUUAUUACUUUUUGAAAGUCUCAGCCUCACCGUGGCCUCGAUUACAAUGAAU